CCGCGGGUCGCGGUGGCUAGAUCAGCCCACUGUCUCGCCCCGUCUCCUUGCUCGUCGUUUCCACCAACAGGCUGGGCCAGUCUCCGCACCGACAACGCAAGAGCACCCUCAACGCAGACUCACAGGCAGUUCUAGAUAUGGAUGUAGACACCACUCACACGUGUGGUUCGUCCGAGGACUGUCGGUGGCAUGUCGUUGCGGCACUCCUUGGAGAUGGGGAUUGGACGAGUAUUCUCGUGAAGGUCCAAUGUUUCGAAGCUCGAGUGCGUCAGGAUCCAGGACUACGUGCAGCCAUUGUCCGACUUUUACCGCAGUCAUCGCGAGCACCUUUCCACCCUGACGGAAGCUUGCCCCACAGAGUGCAAGAACCUAUGCAGAGGUGCCAGUCACCAAACCGCUCAGAACAGCCCAGUCAUGCGGGCAUCGGGCGUGGACAGGCCGCAGCACCGCCUCCGGCUCGGCUGCCCCAGCCGACGUCCCAUAAUAUCGACCAGCCACCUGUAGCGCGAAGACCUGUGCAGAGGUGCCAGUCGCCGAAACCUACUGGACAGCCCAGGCAUCAGGGCCUAGGAGCCGACCAGAUUGCAGCAUCAGGUCUGGUGUCACCUGUGACACGGCGGUCCCAAGUGACGUCUUCCGAACUGCCAAUACCACCUUCGGAAGUCCGAACAAUGGAUACUGACCAACAAACGAGGGCGCGAUCGUCUCGACAGGGAGAGAUUGCCAUGACCUCGGCAGAAUCUGCAACCUGCGGGACUGGAGCCUCCCGACAAGGCAAUGACGGAGGAGCACCUCCAGCCAGAAAGCCUAGCGGGACCGCUCACAUCAAACUGGGAGAACGACUCGAGAAGUUACUCAGGGUUUGGAGCGAGAAGCCUGAGAAAUUCUUCAAGUUGGGAAUAAUCCCUGAUGAGAAUGACACCGAUGUGAAUGAAGCCAGCGAGAACGAAACCGACGAGAACGAGAGUGCCUGUUCAACAUAUCUUUUCAUAACAGACAAGCUCAAUAGUCGACUCAGGAACGUCGCCAAGCUUAUCUGGCACCUUCAUCGAAGAGCGUUGAAGCGCGAUGGACGCAAAAUUCAAGAGCAGCUUCUCGCCGAGGCACUUCAUUUCCGGCCAGAAGACGUCAAGCAGCAGUGCGCGUCUCUAUGGGGAGAGGGCGAAAGUUUUCUUGGGAUAGUGGAAAACCUGGACACCAAUUACGCAGUGCUUCUCUGCUUGCCCGAAAAAAAGAAGUCCCCAGACUUUUACAAGAAUCUGAGGGCCAAGAACCCGACGGCUCUAGAACGUCUCGUUCGGGAUAUGAAAUCAAGUGGAAUAGAGUCUGAGGUCGGACGGCAUAAGAAGACGAUGGAGAAAAUCGUGAAACAUGGUUUAUCCCUACUCGUGAACCAGAAUGUGGAUCUCGGGUUACAGACAGGUAUGUGCAUAGCCGAGAGUACUCCAGCCGAUUCUAGAGAGAAACAUCGGAAGCGGACUCGGCUGCUUUCGUCUUCUGUCGCCGAUAGCGGAUCGAGCGCGAUGGACCAUGACAUCAUGGCGGCAUCGUCUGCUGUUAGUGUCAUUGGACACCCUACCAGACAAUCCUACAAGCGGGCACGCACAGAACCUCCUUCCAGUUCUGAGGCGGCCACACCUGCCACGCCGCCAGCGACACCCAGCACUUUCGAAGCAGCCAAUGAAGCCUCAGCUGGCGUUUCAGCGAUCACAGACGGCCAUCAGGUCACGGAGUUAGGCGGCCCCACGGCGCCACGGCCAGGAGCAGGAGUCGUCAAUCAGCAACAAGAAACGUCUCCUCCUGCACAGGUCACCGCGUCCUCAGCCCACAGUUCCGUCCAGGGUUCUUGGCAAGACGUUUACCUGAACCCUUCCAGUCCAGCGGUCCAUGAAGAGCAGCACAGUCGGCCCGCGACCCCAACGACUAGUAUGGUCAGAAGUGAAACGGCUUCUGGGUCACCAGGACGCCCAUCACUCUCAGGCGUUUUCCAGCUUACCUUCAAUCACGACUUAGACACUCUACAUGCAUUUCAUCCGCCCCCGCAGUCUCCAACAUCGUCCUUUCCUGUCGACCUAGAUGCGGAGGGAGAGCCUGAAGAAAGCAUGGAAGAUUGGCACGGAACCGAGCCAGGGUGGGCGGGAUACUUCAUCAACUUGUCAAACGUGCCGAGCCUUGUGGGCCUCGAAACCGCGGCCAGAUCUAUUUCUGCUGGCCAGCUGGGCUGCGUGCCGUUCGCUCAGCCCCAACCAGGUGCGGAAAUCGAAUGGCCCCCAUCUCUCAGAUCAGCCUACGACGACUGCUUGGGUCAAGCGCUCCACAACAUCAAGGAAAUCAAGCGGGAGUACUUCGCGCGAAACAAGGAUGCCAUCCACAUCCCAAAAGUCUAUGCCAAAGCCGGCCUGUACUAUCUGGAGCGGGGGUCGCCCGGACAGUGUCCAUCAGACGCUCUCUGCAGCGUGGUAUUUCCCGUUAACAUGUUCGCCACAGAUACGGACAAAACUGUUCGGUUCGUUCAUGUGGAGAAUGAUGGGUUGGAGAAGAGGGAGACAUUGGUUGCUUCGAGGCCGUGGCCGGAUAUCUUGAUGUUUAUGCCGAAAGAUGUGCAACUACAGGUGCACAAGUGUUCAAUGCUCGUCAUUAUUGCAGGCAUGUACAAGAAACAGGACUAGUACGUAGAAUGUGUCCGUCUCCACUCGUUUUGCUCUGUACCACAGCCCGCCCCAAGAUCUGGACCAAUCUCUUCCAUCUGCGUGACCUACGUACUCGCCGUGAGCCUGCUGCAAUUGCUAAGUGUAGUUUUAUAGUUCCCACGAGUCUUGUAUUACACACAUGCUGGGUG
This is a messenger RNA of Microdochium trichocladiopsis, 2839 nucleotides long. RefSeq lists its product as uncharacterized. The record is from RefSeq and is a predicted model, not a curated record. The transcript is spliced from 3 exons. Bases 138 to 2669 code for a protein of 843 amino acids. Lineage: Eukaryota; Fungi; Ascomycota; Sordariomycetes; Xylariales; Microdochiaceae.